Molecule: messenger RNA, 1854 nt
Organism: Guillardia theta CCMP2712
Lineage: Eukaryota; Cryptophyceae; Pyrenomonadales; Geminigeraceae
Exons: 3
Coding region: 1-1854 (617 amino acids)
Cellular component (GO): nucleus
Molecular function (GO): RNA binding
Source: RefSeq, a predicted model, not a curated record
AUGGCAUCUGGCAAGUUUCCGCCUUUCUGCCGAGUGUUCAUAGGCAACCUUGCUGCUGAAAAGACUAGCGUGCAUGAAAUCGAGAGAAUAUUUUCCAAACAUGGGAGAUUAGCUGAGCCGCCUGUGCUCCGAAGGAGUUUCGGGUUUGUGCAGUACGAUGAUCCCCGCGCAGCGCAGGCAGCCAUUGAGAAGGAGAACGGAACUGUGAUUGGAGGGCUGCGAAUCGAUGUGAACAUGGCUGACAAUCGGGCCGUGAGGAGCAAGGAGGAGAGGAGGGCAGAUCGAAACGCAGGCAACAAGAGAGAGCGCGAGGAAAGAAUGCCUCCUCGCGGCGACAGUCGCAGGCACAAAGGCGAUGACUUCUCACGAUCAGAGUUCCGCGGUCGCGACAGGGACCCGCGAGGCGACUUUCGGUCGGGGGGAGGGGGAGGCUCUCGCGAUCCUCGGGCUCCCUUCGAGCCUCCCAGUAACCUGAUUGAUGUUUUCGUUGUGCGCGUGGAUAAUGCAGGUCGAAGUUACUGUCUGUUUGUUGAAGAAAAUAUUACCAACUUGAACCUCCUGUACGAGAUGCGGGAAGUUGACCUUCCAGAUUUGCCUGAGGCUCUGAAAACUGCUGCGGAGAAGUCCCAAGUGAAGCACAUCAUGGUGGUGGGCGGGCGUCAUGAACAUACCGAGACGGUCACGUUGGGCACCAGACUGCCGAGCGGCAAGGUAGAAGAGUUCCGAGAGAUGCCAGUCCAGCAAGCCUUCCGGCAGCUCGCCGGUCAAGUUGGCCCCAGUCCGUCUGGGCACGCAUCCAUGUCAGGUGGAGGCCAGUCCGGUCGAGGCAAUCCUUACGGCCCUCCGAUGCGUGACCCUCGCCCCCCUGUCCCGGGUCCCAACCAUGGCGCCUCUCCCCUUCCCAUGCAGACCGGCCGUCCGAUGGGUCCUUCGGGACAAGGUUCUAGUGUGAGAGGAGGGCCUCUCCCGAUGGGAGGGAGCAACGGUCCCGUCCCUGGUCCUUACUCGGCGAGCUCGACGAGCAUGCCAGGGGGUCAAAGUCAGCCUAAGAUGGGGUCGGGCAUGCAACCAGGUGCGGUGAAUGACAUGCUUCAGAGCUUGAUCCAGCAGGUUCAGAACAGCGGAGGCAUCUCAGCCCUCUCCAACGAGUCCACCCGCGCGCAGGUGUUGCAGGCGCUGCAGUCUAACCCCCAACUCGUCCAAGCCCUGGUGCAGAAGAUGCAGUCGGGGCAGCUCCCUUCUGCCGCUUCCUUCCUCUCCUCAGCUGCUUCGGUCCCGGGGAUGCAACCCUCGUCCUCUGUCGGGGGCCUCGCGCCUGCCCCUCACGCCCAUCCCGUCGCCUCCAGCUAUCCCGGCGGCAGCUACAGUGCGGGUCUCCCUCCUCAGCCGAGUGCGUCUGCGUCGGGGAUGGCAGGUCAGAGCAUGGGGAUGUCGUAUGGGGGCAUGGAAGGUCAGCUCAUGGGCGGCGGGCAGUCGGCGUCUCCCAGUCUGGACGUGAAUAGCUUGAAGGAUCUCCUCGCAGCCACGGCCCCUCUGCUCGGGCAGGGCAGCGUCCUCCCCCAGUCGUCGCAGCCCAUGCAGCAAGGAUCGUCGCAGCUGCAGCCUAGCAGUCGCGCUUACGAGUCGGAGACAAGCUCUGCCUCAGCCCCGAGCAACGCAGACCUUCUCAGCUUCUUGACUCGCGGCAGCUCCGGGGCAGGAGCCAGCAGCAGCGACGCACAGGGCUACAUGUCCCAGCAGCCCUCCCAGCAGCCGUCGGCCUCACAGGCAGGUCGGUCGUCUUAUCCUCCCAUUGUGCCCUCAGGGCGGCCGGGAGGUGCCGGUCCCCCCGGAGCUCAGAGGUUUGGUCGCUAA